Micromonas pusilla CCMP1545 is the source of this 3157-nucleotide messenger RNA. RefSeq lists its product as uncharacterized. The transcript is spliced from 3 exons. The record is from RefSeq and is a predicted model, not a curated record. The coding region runs from base 1 to 3051 and encodes 1016 amino acids. Gene Ontology annotation, molecular function: RNA polymerase III type 3 promoter sequence-specific DNA binding; RNA polymerase III general transcription initiation factor activity; TBP-class protein binding. Gene Ontology annotation, cellular component: transcription preinitiation complex; transcription factor TFIIIB complex; nucleus. Gene Ontology annotation, biological process: transcription preinitiation complex assembly; transcription by RNA polymerase III; DNA-templated transcription initiation. NCBI's taxonomy places the organism in Eukaryota, Viridiplantae, Chlorophyta, Mamiellophyceae, Mamiellales, Mamiellaceae.
AUGGCGGCGGUCAUGCCCGCGCUCCCGUGGUGCACGAAUUGCCAGGAGGAGGUCGAGGCGGAGACGAACGAGUCGAACGGCUUCACUUGCUGCACGCAAUGUGGUAAGAUUCUCGACGAUAACGUCUUCUCCACGGAUCCGACGUUCACGAAGACGGCCACGGGCGCGACGCAGGUCGACGGCAACUUCGUGAACGAGACCGGGAUCGGCCAGGGCGUGUCGCGAGGCACGCGCGGCGGCCGCCUCUUCGGCCUGCAGGUGGACUCGCACGAGAAGACGAUAAACAAGGGCAAGCACGAGAUCCAACAAGUCGCGGAUCGACUGGGAAUUCGCCCGCGAGAGGACAUAACCGGCGCCGCGCAUCGGUUAUACAAACUCGCCGUGCAGAGGAACUUCACCCGCGGCCGCCGCACGCAGCAAGUCGCGGGCGCGUGCCUGUACAUCGUGUGCAGACAAGAGUCGCGGCCGUACAUGUUGAUCGACUUCAGCGACGUGGUGCAGACCAACGUCUACGUCCUCGGCGCGGUGUUCUUACAGCUGUGCCGGCUCCUUCGACUCGAGCAGCACCCGCUGAUUUCGAAACCGAUCGACCCGAGCCUGUUCAUUCACAGGUUCGCGGAUAAGUUGAACCUCGGGCGACGCAUGCACGCGGUGGCGAACACGGCGUUGAGACUGGUGGCGUCGAUGAAGCGCGAUUGGAUGCAGACGGGGCGGCGGCCGUCCGGGGUGUGCGGCGCCGCGCUGUGGGUCGCCGCGCUGCUUCACGGGUACGAGCGCUCCAAGCGCGACGUCGUCGCGGUCGUGCACGUCGGCGAGGCGACGCUCAGGAAGCGCGUGAGCGAGUUUGAGAACACGCCGAGCGCGCAGCUUUCGAUCGACGAGUUUGACGCGAGGGCGAAAGAUUUAGAGAAGGAACAAGCGCAGCUCGGGGACAGCGGCGCGACGCUGCUUCUGGGGGACGCGUCCACGAAGACGAUGACGUGCGUGCACAAAGACCACGAGGGCGCCGCGCACUUCGCGCACGGGAUGUGCCGGAUGUGCUACGUCGAAUACGCGCGAGUCUCCGGAGGGUCGCGCGGCGGCGAGGACCCGCCCGCGUUUCAAGCCGCGGAGCAACGCAGAGAGAAGGAGCUCAACGCCGCCGCGAAGGCGCUCCCCGCGCCGGAGAAGCUGCUCGCGCUCCCCGCGCCGCCCGAGACGGCGGCGACGGGCGCGCUGCCGCUCGCGCUGAGGGGGGCGAGAAUGCGCGCGGGGAAAAGAAUGACAGCCUCGGCGACGGCGGCGGCGAUCGAAGCCACGUUGAGAGCCGCGAACGGUCCGCCGCCGCCUAAGAAGGGCGCGUCGAGGAGCGACCCGAUGCUCGAGGCGGAGAUGGAGAACGCGCUGAACGACCGCACGUCGCACCUCGGUGAGUUUGCCGUGAUGACGGGGUUGAGGAGCGGGAAAGGGAGCUCCGCCGCCGCCGCCGCCGCCGCCGCCGCGAACGUCGCGGACGUCGCGGAAGUCGCGGGGAAGAAAACCGAGAUCGUGGAAGCGUCCGUCUCCGGCAAAGGAACCUCGAGCGAGAAGAACGGAGAGAAAGAACCCGAGGGCGUCGGCCCCGAGGUUGCGGAAGCCGCGGUGGAGCUCCUGAAACACCUCGUCGGGGAGGCGCACGCGAACAAACACUGCCUGCCGCUAAAAAAAGACGGCACCGCGCGCGGGUGGGUCACCGGGAAGCACCUCUCGUCUUCGCACCCCGCGGCGAAGAAAGACCCGAAAGGGAUCGGCGGCGGCGGGCGCGUCGCGGGCGCGGACAAGACGCAGCUGCACUUUUUAAUCGCCGCCGGGUGCUUCGACUCGAGCGCCAUCGCGCGACUGAAAAAGUACAGCAAGCACGACGUCGCGCGCUUCGCCGCCACCCCGCUGCCGAUGAAGGCGCACGAGAUCAUGCCGCCUCCGCCGUCGCGAGCGCCGCGAGGAGGGGCGGCGGCGGCGGCGGCGGGCGGCGGCGCGAAGGGUGCGGACGACGUCGAGAACGAGGAAGAGGAGGAGGAGAACGACGAGCCGGAGACGUUUUCCGACGUCGACGACGACGAGGUCGCCGGGUUCAUCCACACCGCGGAGGAGGUGAAACUGCGGAAGGUCAUCUGGUCCGAGCUGAACCGGGACUACCUCGAGACGCAGGCGGCGAAGGAGGCGAUCCUCGCCGCGGCGCCGAAACCGCCGCCCGGGAGCGAAGACGCGGACGGGAAGAAGAAGAAGCAGCGGAAGAAGUACACGCACGCGACGCCCGCGGACACCGCCGCGGAGGCGGCGCAGCAGAUGCUCUCGUCGAAGAAAAUUUCGAGCAAGAUCAACUACGACGCGCUGAACGAUUUGUUCAAGCAAGACGCGCAUCAGGAAGCGAGCGAGGCGAAGGCGAAGGCCAAGGCCAAGGCGGCGUCCGCGGAAGCCGCCGCCGCGCCGGCGCCGGCGGCGAAGGCGAAGGGAGGCGGCGGCGUCGGAGGCGCCGCCGCGCGCGCGACGGCGGCGGCGACGGCGACGGCGACGGCGAACGCGAACGCGAACGCGAACGCGAACGCGACAUCGAACGCGCGGCCGACGCUCGGCGGCGGGAUCCGCUCGUCGCGGCUCCCGAGCUUGGGAGAGGGCGGCCUGGGCGCAUUGGGCGGGUUGGGCCUGAGCCGGGGCGGCGCGGGGAAGCGCGGGCUGGGCGGCGGCGGGCUCGGGAGUCGUCUCGCCGCCGCGUCCGGCGCGAACGUCGUCGGCGCGGACGCGGCCGGCGGCGGCGCGGCGGGGGAGGCGCCGCCGGCGAGCCCGGCGAGGAAGCGCGCGACGCCCGCGGCGGGGAAGAAACCGCCGCCGGCGAGCCCGGCGAAGAAGCCCGCGGCGGCGCCGAAAAAGCCGGCGCCGGCGGCGAAAGAGAAAGAGCCCCCCGCCGCGCCCGCGCCGAGAUCGACGCGCGGUCGCGGCACCGCGGCCGAUCCCGGGGCGACGAAGGCGGCGAAGAUGAAGGCGAAGGCGCCGCCCGCCGCGCCCGCGCGCGCGAGCAAACGCGCGAAGAAGUGAUGAAGCCGAGCCGAGGCGCGAGGCGGAGCGAUGGAUUGCGAUUUUCGAUUUUUAGCAUUUUUGCGCGCCGAGCGCGUUCGUGGAUUUCACGUCGUAUAGAUACGCA